Messenger RNA from Bicyclus anynana (squinting bush brown), 10994 nucleotides. RefSeq names its product papilin (gene Ppn). Lineage: Eukaryota; Metazoa; Arthropoda; Insecta; Lepidoptera; Nymphalidae. The record is from RefSeq and is a predicted model, not a curated record. The coding region runs from base 218 to 9349 and encodes 3043 amino acids. The transcript has 51 exons. Gene Ontology annotation, molecular function: serine-type endopeptidase inhibitor activity. Gene Ontology annotation, biological process: extracellular matrix organization. Gene Ontology annotation, cellular component: extracellular region.
GCUUGAACUCGCUUCAGUCCACUGGAAGCGAGUGCGCUUGCGCGGACCGGGUCACUCGUACGACGUCCCUCCAAACGAACGCGGGAAAUUCAAACUAAUCCAUAUUCGAAUUAAUCUUUUUUUCUUUUGUUUUUUUUUUCUGGACUAAGACUGUGACGUAUACGUCUUGUGAUUGUUGUGUGCGUUGCGGAUAUUUAUUUACGGGCAUGCAGUAGAGAUGGGGAUGUUAAACUUAAGAUCGCUGCUUAUAGCAGCCAUCGUAAUAUGUAAUUGUAUCCCGUGGAUCACAUCAAGACAUCAUUUUAAACACAAUGUAAACGGUCACCGGAGCAGACACAGGCGGCAAGGCGCCGGGCUGUAUCUGCCGGCCUCGUAUGUCAUCCCCGGUGGAGAGGGCGAGGGCCCAUGGUCAGUGUGGGGCGAGGUGUCGCCCUGCUCGCGCACGUGCGGCGGAGGAGUCGCGCGGCAGAAGAGGAUAUGCCUCGGCAGUAACAAUCGUUCAGACGGUCAGCCCCAGUGCACGGGAGGAGACACCAAAUACUUCUCUUGCCAGACACAAGACUGUCCAGACGGUGCCGGGGACUACAGAUCCGAGCAGUGCGCCGAGUAUAACGACAAAUUGUUUAAGGGCAAUAAAUAUUGGUGGGUACCUUAUACAAAGUCCCCGAACCCCUGUGAACUCAACUGCAUGCCUCACGGCGAGAGGUUCUAUUACCGACAGCAGCCCAAGGUUGUGGACGGUACGCGGUGCAACGAUGAAUCCUUCGAUGUCUGCGUAGAUGGCGUGUGUCAGCCCGUUGGUUGUGAUAUGAUGCUGGGCUCAAACGCGCGAGAGGACAAAUGCAGACAAUGUCGGGGCAACGGCACUAACUGUCACACUUAUAAGUCAAUCAUUGACAGCAUAGAAUUUAGAUUAGGUUACAACGAUGUUCUUUUAAUACCACAAGGAGCUACCAAUAUAAUAAUAUCAGAAGUGAGAGCGUCUAGUAAUUACUUAGCUUUGAGAGCGAAGUCAGAUAAUGUGUAUUACCUGAACGGGGAGUACCAUAUCGACUUCCCCAGAAGCUUAAUGAUCGCGGGCACGCUGUGGCAUUACGAGAGAAGUCAGCAAGGACUCGCUGCGCCCGACAAGUUGAGAUGUCUCGGCCCUACUACUGAACCUCUGUACCUUUCUAUUUUAUUGCAAGAGGAGAACGUGGGCAUUGAAUAUGAGUACAGCGUGCCGUCUUCACUAGCGCCGCCUCCCAACCAGACCUACAACUGGGUGUUCGACGAGUGGUCAGAGUGCAACGCUACUUGCGGUGGAGGUUAUCAAUAUCGCCAAGUAACAUGUCGGUCUCGUGAGGACUUGAACGUAGUUGACGAAAACCUAUGCGAUGUGAACUUCAGGCCCGCGUACAACCAGAGUUGUAACACUGACGCGUGCCCCCCUACUUGGGUAACUGAACCGUGGGGGGAGUGCUCUAAGCCUUGCGGACAAGGGGGCUCAAAAUCCAGGGAGGUCUACUGUGAGAAGAUCAUCACUAACGGAGUAACAUUCCGAUUCAAAUCAAAAGUAGGUGACAAGGAAUGCUUUGAUGUUUUGGGACCGAAGCCCGAGGCUGUUCAGGACUGCAACCAAAACGCUACGUGCCCGACAUGGUUCACUGGACCCUGGUCACAUUGCGACAAACUAUGCGAUGCGGGCAAGCAAACUCGACAAGUGGUUUGUCAUCAGAAGAUUGACGGUCGUGUUGAGGUGUACCAGGAUUCGGAAUGCGCUGAGGAAAAGCCGCCAACCGAGCAGAAGUGCCUGCUGCACCCUUGCGAGGGGGUCGACUGGGUGUUCAGCGAAUGGUCAGGUUGCGAUUCAUGCUUGUCAACGGUUCGUACGCGAGUUGCCCACUGCACCACAAAGAACCACGAAGUUGUAGACCCAAGCUUGUGUGCGUACCAUCCUACGCCAGUGCUACAAGAGCCGUGCGAUCCUUCGAAACUACCUCCCUGCCAGAUGCUGUGGUACGCUUCGCAAUGGGGCGAUUGCUCAGUUAAAUGUGGAAAAGGCGUCCAAACUCGAGAUGUGUUUUGUGGAAGCUUUGACGGAACUUAUGUCACUAAAAUAGAUGACAGUAAAUGCGACACUGCAACUAAAUUUAAGACUGAAAAGGAAUGCGAAGUGCCUGUUGACAAGUGCCCUUAUAUUUGGUUUGCUAGCGCGUGGUCAGAAUGCUCCAAACCUUGUGGUGGAGGCGACCAGAACAGGACGGUGAUGUGUCUGAAUGGUAAUAAAGAGUCGCUUGAUUGCCUCGGGGACGGAUUACUGGACUUGACACAAUCCUGUAAUGAAGGACCGUGCGACAUAGAUGAAACAAUGCCUAUGAAUUCAAAGUCUACACCUGUCACUGAAGACUACGAUUAUGAAGAAUGCGAAGAUGAAGAAGAGUUUCCCGAUGAAAGCGCUGAAGAAUUUUCAUAUUUCCCGGAUGAUAUUCUAGAUGAUUAUGAAUCUACAACUGCAGAAGGCAGUGGCGGAUCCACUGACAUUUCUCUUCCAUCAGAUACUACGGAUACAGUUCAACCAGGUACUACAGAAUUUCUUGAAUAUUAUGAUGAGACGUCGGAGACUGGUUCUAGUAAAUCAACAGAUUUAUUUACAACUGAAUCUACUGAAACAACAGAAACGGAUAUAGUUGAUACUACAGUUACUAGUUCAGAUUCAAGUGAUGCUAGCAAAAUUACGGAAUCAGAAAGUACAACUGGUACAAGCACAUCGGAUUUGACUGAAUCUUCAGAUAUUAGUACAAUGGAGACUACAGAACUCAGUGUAACUGAAUCUAGCUCAACAGACUCCUCAGAAUCUAAUGCGACUGGCACUAGUGAGUCUGAUCUAUCAACAAUAACCACAGAACUUGGUACGUCAGAAACUACCACAGAGAAUUAUGGAAGUAGCACAGCUGGAACUUCAGAGACAGAUACUUCCUUAUCUGGAGCCACAGAUACCACAGAAAAUACUUCUAUUACUAAUGAAUCAAGUACUACAGAAAGCACAGAUGGUAUAACAGGUACUAGUGUAUCAACUGAAAUCUCAGAAGCUGGUACAACUGAGACUAGUGUGGCUAGUUCUACUGAGACUACUGAAACUGGUUUAACGGAUACGACUGAGUUAACUUCAAUAGGAUCUAGUGAGUCAGGUCCUACAGAAAGUACCACAGAAGGUACAACAGGUACUAGUGAAUCUAGUUCACCCGAGUCUUCAGUAUCUAGCACAACUGAGAUAAGUGAGGCAAGUACUACCGAAAUUACAGACUCAAGUACAACUCAGUCUGGUUCAACAGAAACUGCAAGUGGUUCGAGUUCAACCGAAGCUUUGAGUACAACAGAGACCAGUGAAGGUAGUACAUCAGAAACCAGUGAAGGAAGUACAAUAGAGACCAGUGAAGGAAGUACAACAGAGAUCAGUGAAGGUAGUACGACAGAGACCAGUGAAGGUAGUACGACAGAGACCAGUGAAGGUAGUACGAUAGAGACCAGUGAAGGUAGUACGACAGAGACCAGUGAAGGUAGUACGACAGAGACCAGUGAAGGUAGUACGAUAGAGACCAGUGAAGGUAGUACGAUAGAGACCAGUGCAGGUAGUACAACAGAGACCAGUGAAGGUACAACAGAUACAACUGAACCUUUAGAAAGUACUUCAGAAUCAAGCACUAGUGAAUCCUCAUUAACUGAAACACCCGAAUCUAGCACAUUGAGUACUACUGAACUAAGUUCUACCGAUACAACGGAAUCCAGUACAACUCAGUCUAUUGAUCUUAGUACAACGUCUACUGAACCUGAAACAACUGAAUCCACUGAACAGACAUUAUCCACAACUGAAUCCAGUUUGACAGAGUCGACAAUAACCGGCAGUACAGACACUUCAGAAGCCGAGACUAGCACAUCUGGAUCGACUGAAAAAACGCCUUGGAUAUGGACCAGUGUGAAACCGAAAAGACCACAAUGUAAACCAAGAAAGAUCGCUAAAUGUAUUAAGAGUAAAUUUGGUUGUUGUCCUGACAAAAGAACACGCGCUAAGGGUCCAUUCGAUGAAGGUUGUCCGAAUCCAAAAACUUGCAAGAAAUCUGAAUUCGGGUGCUGUCCCGAUGGCGUGUCGCCAGCCAAAGGUCUCCACAGCGCGGGUUGCGAUACAACGCCGUGCAACCAAACUCUGUAUGGAUGCUGCAAGUCCGACGGCAAAACAGCUGCAGAAGGCAACGACGAAGAAGGUUGCCCUCCACCCUGCAAAUCCUCUAAAUACGGUUGUUGCAAAGACCAAAAUACCGAAGCUAAGGGCCCUGAAAAACAAGGUUGUCCGGAAACAGAAACGACUACAACUGAAAAAGCAACGCCUGCAUCGACGCCUGAACCAGCGAUUGCACCGACAACAACGAGAAUCGAAAGUUGUGACACGACGGAGUUUGGUUGUUGCUACGACAAUGAAACCGAUGCCUCUGGGCCCAACGGCGAAGGUUGUCCGUGCAGUAUUACUGAAUUUGGUUGCUGUCCUGAUGGUAUUACAACAGCGAAUGGUGUCAACCUGGAAGGUUGCAUAAUGUCUUGUAAUACGUCUGCGUAUGGCUGCUGCCCUGACAAUGAAACGCCAGCUCACGGGCCGGAGUACGAAGGUUGCUGCUUGCAAUACGAGUUUGGCUGUUGUCCUGAUAACUACAAACCAGCUGAGGGUCCACAUCUUGAAGGUUGCGGUUGCCACUCAGCGCACUUCGGCUGUUGUCCGGACAACAAGACCAUAGCCCACGGGCCGAACAAUGAGGGCUGCGGUUGCCAAUACUCGCAGUUCGGUUGCUGUCCAGAUAGGCGCACAGAAGCGCAGGGCCCAGAAUACAGAGGAUGCGCGUGUCAUACAUAUCAAUUCGGCUGCUGCCCUGAUGGCGUAACAACACCUACCGGACCUGGCUACCAGGGCUGCAUAUGCCAGCAUACCAAGUAUGGAUGUUGUGGAGAUGAAGUGACUGCUGCUAAAGGACCUGACGGCGAAGGAUGCGAUUGUUCCAAUAGCAAAUUCGGCUGUUGUCCUGAUGGAGUAACUCCAUCCCAAGGCGAGAAAUUCCUUAAUUGCUCUGAUAUACCAGAGAAUAAGCAAGCGGCUUGCGCCUUGCCUCAAGACAAAGGCUCAUGUGGAAACUUCUCCGUAUACUGGUUCUAUGAUAUAUCUUACGGAGGUUGCGUGAGGUUCUGGUACGGCGGUUGUGAAGGAAAUGGCAACAGAUUCCUUACCCAGGAGGAGUGUGAAGAUGUUUGUGUACACCCACCACCAAAAGAAUCUUGCGAUCUACCCAAGGUAAAAGGAAUUUGCGAGGGCUACAAUAUUCGCUGGUACUAUGACGGAAGUCGGGAGCAAUGCUCUCAGUUCGUGUACGGAGGCUGUCUGGGCAACAACAAUAACUUCGACUCUAGGGAGAUAUGCCAAGAACGUUGCGAGCCGGAAAAAACUGAAGACCAAUGCAACUUACCAAUCGAGCAAGGGUCCUGUGCCGGUAACUUCGCCCGGUGGGGCUUCAACGCGGAACGUCGCCGCUGUGAGCAGUUCAUCUGGGGCGGCUGCGAGGGCAACCCCAACCGCUUCGGCUCUGAAGCUGCCUGCUUGCAACGCUGCAACCCGCCCGGAGCCCCGAUACAGGCGUGUUCACUACCACAAGACAAGGGCAACUGCACUGAGAAGCAUCCCGCCUGGUCCUUCAGUCCUACAGAGAAUCGCUGCAUGCCUUUCUAUUUCACUGGAUGCGGUGGAAACGAGAAUCGCUUUGACAGUGAGCAGGCUUGCAACAAGGCCUGUCCGAGUGCAUAUGUCCAAGAAAUGUGCACGCUACCGGCGGUGACCGGCGAAUGUGCAGACUAUUCCCGACGAUGGUACUACGAUACAACGCAUAGGAGAUGUCGAGAGUUCUACUUCGGCGGAUGCGGCGGUAACGAAAAUAACUUCUUGUCGGAGUUUGAAUGCGAAAACCGCUGCAUGGAGCAAGUGACCACGACCCCAGCGCCCCAGCCUCCUCCGCAACCUGCGACUGAACCCACAGCCGCGCCCGCGACACCGAUCCCAGCCGAAAAUGAUUUCUGUUUGGAGGAAAUAGAUUCCGGGCCAUGCACGGAUCUGGUAGAUCGUUGGGCGUACGACUCUGCACAACGCACCUGCAUCCAGUUCCGGUACGGUGGUUGUGCCGGCAACAGGAAUAACUUCCCUACGCUGGAGCACUGCCAGGCAUUCUGCCCACCUCCGCAAGUAGAUAUAUGUCAUUUGCCGAUGGUGUCGGGUCCGUGCGACGCAUCACUGAUGCGCUGGUUCUACGACGCGGCGGCCGAUGCCUGCAGCCAGUUCACUUACAGCGGAUGUGAAGGAAACGAAAAUCGGUUUGACACGCUGGAGAGUUGUGAACGACAAUGCAGAGUUGGACCCGUGGUCACUACGACAUCUACUAGCACCAUAGCACCGGAAUACAUCCCACCGGAGUGUCGCGUGACGCCCACACUAGAGGAGUGCAGCGUGGCGGGCGAGGUGUGGUACCUGGACGUGCAGCAACGUGCCUGUGUAGCCCACACCAACCCCUACUCCGGCCUCGCCUGCAGGAACACAGGCGUCUAUCCGUCCCAGGAGGCCUGCGAGCGCUCCUGCGGUGCUUUCCGGGACUUAGACGUAUGCCUGUAUCAAGUGGACUCUGGUCCAUGCCUCGACUCAAUCCCCAAGGUGUACUUCGACUACGCGACGGGUCGCUGCGAACAAUUUUCAUACGGAGGCUGCCACGGUGGACCCAAUCGCUUCUCAUCCGUGCAAGAGUGCGAGCAAGUGUGCAGACCAGCUGUCAUUGAUCCUUGCGAACAAACGCCAGCACGUGGCGAUUGCGGCAAUGAUGUGUACAUGUGGUACUAUGACGGCAGAAGAGACGAAUGCGGGCAGUUCAUCUACAGCGGCUGCAACGGCAACGAUAACAGGUUUGGCACACGCGACGAAUGUGAAUACCGAUGCAAGAAGUCAACAACGACUGUGGGUAUCAGUUUCCUCAGCACUUCUACACCCACCACAACGAGUACAAUUAGACCGUCGACCACACUGUCACUAUUUGAUCCUUUGGAGAAUCGCUUCAGUGAACCAGAGUGUAUAACCCCGGAAUCAGUAGAGCCUUGCGGCAGCAACGUCACGGUGUAUUAUUACGACACAAGGACUCAGGCUUGUUUGGUUGGUGACUUCGGUGGAUGCCGGCAUCCAAACAGCUACCAAACUGAAGAAGAGUGUGAAAGAAGAUGUGGGGCAUUCAAAGGAGUCGACGUUUGCGCUGCCAGUCUCGACCCAGGCCCAUGUCUGUCCACAAUCACCAAAUUCUACUGGGACGCAAUAUCGGGCCGCUGUUUAUCCUUUGCAUAUGGAGGCUGCCACGGUGGACCGAAUCGUUUCUCAACUCAGGAGGAAUGUGAAAAUGUUUGCGGUGCAACCGGACCAGAACCGGCGUGCCUGCAGCCGGUGUCGACGGGAGAGCCAGGCUGCGGGGUGCCGUCCCGCCGCUGGUACUACCACAGCGUGUACGGGGAGUGCCUCGCCUUCGUCUACAACGGCUGCGGCGGCACCGACAACAACUUCCCCUCCUACGACACGUGCGCUGUCGCUUGCAGGAGACAGAGUCCCUCUGUGGAGAACGAGGUGACGUGCGACGCGUACGCGGCUGAGUGCGCCUCGCUGCGCUGCGAGUACGGCAUGCAGCGCACGCGCGCAGCCGGCGGCUGCGAGCGCUGCGUGUGCGUGCCCGUGGACGUGGACUGCGAGCCGCUGCGCCAGGAGUGCGCCGCGCUCAAGUGCAACUACGGCGUCGACAGGAGCACCGGCGACGAUGGCUGCGAGAGAUGCCGUUGCAUUGAGCACCCGUGUCUCCAGACUAACUGCAAGGACGACGAGCGAUGCGUGAUCACCCCAUACAAGAACGCGAUCACGUACGACGACAUUCGAUACUCAGCCGAGUGCAGAAUCGUGAACAAGACGGGCACAUGCCCCCCGAGAGUGGACUACUACACGACCGAGGCCCACUGCCGCACCGAGUGCAAUGACGACGCGGACUGCGUGGGCGUGGGCAAGUGCUGCGAGCGCGGCUGCAGCAAACUCUGCCUCGAGCCUGCCUCCCUGGUACUUUCCAGCCCUCCGCCACAUACUACAUUUUCACCUGAUUUGCCGCAUGCACCACGACCGACCGAUGACAGAGAGCCAGAAGUGCGCGCACAAGAGGGCGGCAAAGCCACCCUACGUUGCUUCUUGCAUGGAAACCCGCCGCCCAAGAUCACAUGGCGGUACGGCGAGAUCACGAUCGAGGGCGACGUAGGACGGUACAGACUGCUGUCCGACGGAGCGCUGGAGAUCGUCUCUCUGUAUCGCAACGACACCGGCGUCUACAUCUGCGUGGCGGACAACGGACUCGGCGUAGCCACGCAGGAAAUCCGCCUCGAAGUGAUGGAUCCUGUGGAAGGGCCGGCUGGUAUCUCCGGGACACCCAACGCCGUGGUGGUGGGCGAAUUGGGCCAUUCGCUCAGCGUACGCUGCCUCGCGUACGGCUACCCGCAGCCAGCCAUUUACUGGUACCGGGGUCAAAACGGCCCCAUGGUGCCGUACAGCAGUUCCCUCUACGAGGCCAGAGGCAACGUACUGCAAAUACGAAAACUUAUGCCUGAAACGCUCGGGGAAUAUAUUUGCCAAGCGUACAAUGGAUACGGUCAGCCGGCGGACUGGGCGUUUGUGGUACAAGCGAACAAACCUGAAGAACCCGAGGAUUACUACGUAGUCUCACGUCAGACCGAACGGUCGGUGAUUGAGGCGCAGUAUCAACCCUCUACUGCACCGACCACCGCACGCACUACGGAAAUAGAUAUCCCAUAUUCCGUGCCUGUCAGGACUCGUAUCGUGGCGGACCGGACCACACUGUCGGCCGGCUCGGAGAUCAGCCUGCCAUGCGACGUGGACGGCUUCCCUGUGCCCGAGGUGUACUGGACCAAGGACGGCGUUCAGAUCCAACGGCAGCAAGCGGGCGAUAGAAUCUAUGUGACAGAUGCUCGGCUAACGAUUUAUCGGGCGAACAUCAACGACAGCGGAGUGUACGGCUGUCACGCCAACAACGGGUACACCUCGGACUACUCCACAGUGCAGAUCAGUGUAGAAGGUCUAUACAUCCCGCCGACUUGCAAGGACAGUCCGUAUUUCGCUAACUGCAAUCUGAUCGUUAGGAGCAAGUUCUGCCAUCACAAGUAUUAUUCCACGUUCUGCUGCAAGUCUUGCGUGGAGGCCGGCCAGCUGGGCCCCAACGAGUUGCAGAUGCAGGCAGACACCGCGUGGCGGAGGAAAUAGACGACAUUUCGAAACCGACACCAAUGCAAAUCAUAAAAUUACUAAUUUAUAAGAAAGUAUAGUAUGCACCAAUCUUCUAGUGGGCUAUUUGUAACACACCGAAUUGCGCAUGUUAUAACUAGGCUGGGCUAUGUUUUUGUAUACUGCGCAACCAUUCGCCUUGUGUUCAGAGUGAACUCAAAGUUUAGCAUAUACCGUAUGUAUGUACUGCGUAAUUUAUUCGACAUUAUGGAAUAUGCGUGUUAUCUGAAAACAGGCCAGGAUAUUUUUUUUUCAUUACUCACUCGGGUAAAUACCAAUUUACCCGUACAACAUUAAUAAACUUUGAUCUGCAAAGUCAUUAAAAUGCCCUGGAAAUUUAAUAAUACCUUCUAUUUUUUUUUUAAUAUCUGUUGAUGAUACUCAUAAAUAUGUUCGUCUUUUGUUAAACAAUUUUAGAUUAAGUAAGAUAAUUUGUUUUGUAGUAGAUUUGAAAUUUUUGGUGCCAUAUGUUUUUCAGGCUUGCAAUGUACCUAUUUAAUUUUUUUUUUAUUAGAACUGUCACGAAACCUAGUAGUUAGUCUAAGUAUGGGGUGACUACUGAUUACUUGAUGGCUGCAUGCAGCGGUGCCUACUUUACUCUUAGCUAGAAUAAUGUAAAUAAAUAAAUAUUGUCACAAAUAGUUCCAUCUGUGAUGGAUAUUAAUAAUAACAAGCUGCGUACCUAUUGUUACUAACAGACAACAGCACAAACUUUCUUGCUCAAAACUUUGUGCUUUUUAAAAUAUCACACGAAAUCUAACGUUGUGAAACGUCUUAAAAAUAUUAUGUAUUAUUUAAAAUGGCUUAUUAUUGAAUUAUUUCACAAACUAAUUCUUAGUUUUAAUUUAAAUUGCACAUUUGUGACAUACACGAAUUAGCCAAUUAGCCAAAACUAUGCAAAAUUAAAAAAAAAGUAGUACCUAAUCUGCAUAAUCUUAAAAUAAGAAAUCUUGAGAAGUACAAAGUACGGGUAGUUGAAAUACUACCCACGGACUUGUAGUCCAUGUACUUGCAUAACAAAAAUAAAUUACAUUUGAGAAGUUUCAGAAUCGCGAAGUUUGUGUGUGUGUUAGAAUAAAGAUUUAGACACGCAGCUUUAGAUAGAUAUUAAAUAAUUUUCUAGUUCACGUCUUAUAGAGGCUUGUCGUUAAAUACUCAUGUAAUAUUUUUCAAUAGUUUCCAUUUUAUGAACUGUUAUAAUAAUUAUGUUGAUUCGUUUUACUCCUGUCACUAAGGACGUAGUCCAGUUUCCUGUGAUCGUGUUGAAAAGGUAAAAAUAAUUAUUAACAUAUAAACGUAAUCUCCUUUUUAAUAAAUUAUAAAAUACCCUUUUAAAUCGGCAGCCUACCUCUACGCCCGUUAAAUAAUAAUAAAAAAAAAAAAAAGUUUAACUAGACUUAGACUUUGUAUUGUUGUAUUCUGUGCUAGAUUAAAAAUGAAUAGAAAUAAAAUGUCACUUUUAAACUAAAAUGGAAUCUUACUGUACUAUUUGAGCAAUAAUACUAAUUAAUUAGUUUUACGACAUGAGUAAUUAUGUGAGUCAUUAUAAUUAGUAAAUACAUACUUAUGUGAAUUUUAAAUGGACCAUGUAAAUAUAAAAUAAAGUUAAGAGAUAAUUAUUGUA